CGAGCACCAUGAAAACGUAAACACAUUAAAUUUUAUCAUAGUUGGAUGAAAAUAAUUUAAAAUUCUAAUUUCUAACGUAGACCAUCGCUUUAAAUAGACAUGUAACAGGCCAAGCUAUCACGACACUUCACAUACUGCAACGAUAGCUAACACAUCGCGAAUCGAUCUUGCUGCGCGAUAAUACGUAUGCUAAGCCGCUGAUGAAAAGUUUACCGUGUCGCUUUUGUUUGUCGACGAACAAGUGUUGAGUCAAGACGAGCGAGGCUGUCGUCAACAUGGGAAGCAAACUUUGCUCUAAAUUUCGUAAAUUCAAGAAAAAAGUGUUUCUCAAAAAGGAAAAAUAUGAUCGUCUUGAAGAAGCAGACAAACCAGAAGACUUUCCUCCAGAAAUUUCAAGCGUCACCAAACCGUUAACUGAAUCUAGCAGGCCAACUAAGAGGUCUAUCGUCAAAAAAGAAAAAAACAAUCAACGAGACGAUAAAGAAUUGAUUAAAAAGGAAGAGACUCACGAACCAUCGACUUUCGAAGACAUUGAAAGCUCGAUUGUAAAUUUACUCGAACAAUUGAAAAAGGUGUCCUCGGCGACUCGUACCGCAGACAAGGUCACCGAGAAGGCAGAAAUUAUCAAUAAUCUUGGCGCUGCUUAUUAUAAAAUAUGCGAUUUUCAAAUGUCCAAAAAGUAUUACGAGAUGUAUUUGAAAAACUUAGGUAAGAAUGCUUCUCCUUUUUUAAUGCAAAGAGCACACUGUAAUAUUGGCUGUGUGUACCGGAGACUUGGCGACUUUGAUCAGGCUGAGGAGCACUUUCAAGAGGGCUUGGAGAUUUCCGAACAACUACAAGAUAUGAAAUCCAAGGGAAGACUUUUGAAUAACAUGGGAAACAUUUGUGAGAUGAGAAAGGAUUUUGAAGGAGCUAUAUAUUAUCAUGCACAAAGAAGGAAAAUAGCUGAAACAAUGGGUGACUGGGAAACAGAAGCCAAAGCGUGUGCUAGUCUUGGCAACUCUUAUCAAAUCACUGGUAAUCUUCGUGCUAGUAUCGUGUUUUACGAGCGAGUCGUCAUUUGGCUUAAACGAAAGUACAUUUUUGAGCAGAAAGAAGGCAAAAGAAGAUCUAUCGUUUCCAGUUUUUCUCUUGAAGACGAGCAGUGGGUUUAAACCAGAUAUGUACCUAAUGUAUCUUCUGGGACAAGCGCUGAACACUAGCUCAGUUAAAACAUUUAACGGAUAAUAAGAAUAUAUAUAUAUAAAUAUAAACGUAAUAAAAGGCGUAAUUUCUCCCCGCAAACUGGGUGCUUUCUUAUUUUAGAGUGACCCGGGUGUCAGCAGUGGUUGCGUACUUGCCCGGUACAUACUGACUUGAUAAGAGUACGGCACCGUCAGGAAACUGAUUGUCUAUCAGUCGGUACUGAGCGAGGUAUCUGAACUUUGAACAGUCUAACAGACUCGCGGCAUCACAAGCACUGCCAUCAGAUCAUUCUAGUUCCGAGAGCAUGCGCUUUUGCCAGCCAGCGGAAGGCAAAAGGCAAAAAGGCGACAAAAGCGCAUGCUCUAGGAACGAGAACGCAAUCAGAUCUGAACUCAGUUUUAGGUGUUUGAUCCUAGUAGCUAGGGGCCAAGUGCCCUAUUUUGUUUUCAUCUCCCUUUGAGAAAAUCUUUAGAUAAAUAAAAUAAAUAAAUAAAUGGUAACUGC
Molecule: messenger RNA, 1689 nt
Organism: Actinia tenebrosa (Australian red waratah sea anemone)
Lineage: Eukaryota; Metazoa; Cnidaria; Anthozoa; Actiniaria; Actiniidae
Biological process (GO): establishment of mitotic spindle orientation
Cellular component (GO): cell cortex
Molecular function (GO): G-protein alpha-subunit binding; GDP-dissociation inhibitor activity
Source: RefSeq, a predicted model, not a curated record